UCAGACGUCACGUGACCGUGACGUAUUCGUUUUCGUUUAUCGGACCGGUUCAUAACGUGGAUCACGAGCGGUAUUCUCGUCGGCUUUCACUAUCCAUGCUGGAGCAGAUCUGAUUCCAUCGAAGAACGGGAGCCAUUGCUCCAAGUAUGAUCGUUGCGUAACGCCAAAGCCUCGAGGGAUAACCCUCGCUCGGCUCCAUUCGGUUCGGUUCACCGAAGCCGCACGAAGAAAUCGAAUCGGAGAACCGAUGGUACACGGGUGGGGUAACCAGAGAGCAACUAUACCGAGCAAGUGAAGGGAGAAGCUCUCUGUUCCGAGGUCGGUAACUAAGUGUCAGUAGUCAGAGUCGACCCGAGUGGAGGAUCAGACCGAACGAGCACUAUGAUCGAGCAUCGGAGGAGCGUGACCCUAUUGGCCCUGCUGCCUUUUCUGCUCUCAGUCGAGGCGACUACCCUUUUGGGGGCGCCACCGUGCCCCGACCCUCACGGAGUUUUCGCGUAUGCCCACCCAGAGAAUUGCAACGCCUUUUUCCUCUGCACGAACGGCACCCUGACCCUCGAGUACUGCGAGAACGGAUUACUUUUCGACGGGCAUGGCGCCGUGCACGAUCACUGCAACUAUCACUGGGCCGUCCAUUGCGGGGAUCGCAAGGCUGACCUGACACCGAUCAGCAGUCCUGGAUGCGAAUAUCAAUUCGGUCUUUACCCUGCGAGCGAUGCCUGCAGCACCACCUAUAUCAGAUGCGCCCAUGGCCAUCCCAACGAGGAUCAUUGCGACGCAGGAUUGGUUUACGACGCGAAGAGUCACAAUUGCGUCUGGCCCGAUCAACUGUUGCCCUACUGCAAUCCGGAGGAAAUAGUCGGUUUCAAGUGUCCUCAUAAAGUGCCUUCCCACAGCGCUGCCGCCAAGUUCUGGCCCUACCCAAGAUUCCCCGUACCCGGAGAUUGUGGAAGAUUGAUCACCUGCGUUGAUGGCCAUCCACGUUUACUUACCUGCGGUGAUGGAAAACUCUUCGAUUCCGUGAGCCUGAGCUGUCUGGAUCCUGAUGAAUUGCCCCACUGUGCCAAUAACAAUCUUUAAAUUACAUUGGUCGCCGAAUUCUGCAAGUUUUCUGGAAUCAUCGUCAAUGUUAAAAAUAAUUAAGAAUAAUUUAAUUUUUUAUCAAUUUAAAAAGGAAACCGGAUACAUCAUCGUUUCCUUUCCAUCGUUUGCUUUAAAUUUGAUCAUCUAUUGUCGUAAUCCAACCGUCCAAUUAUUGAAACGAUUAUUCUUCUUGUAAUUAUGGAAAAUUCAUUUUUCUAUAAUAAUUUAUUCGCAAAAAUUUAUUCGUAUAUUCUAAGUGAAAAGGAAAAAGUUGCUACAAGAACAACGAUGUGUACAACGAGUAUUCGAAUAAAAACGUGGACGCGUGUACAAAAAAAUAUACAACGUACACUUUAUUUCAACGAGUCUACAUUCGUACAAGUGUGAACGUUUUGAUAUUACUUAUAAUUAAGGCGAGAUAAUAGAGUGAGAAUGGCUAAGAGAGAGAAUUAUUUACAUUUCGGGGGUGGUGGUGAGAGAGAGAGAGAGAGAGAGAGAGAGAGAGAGU
Messenger RNA from Apis laboriosa (Himalayan honeybee), 1591 nucleotides. It is a transcript of the gene Cpap3-d, whose product is annotated as protein obstructor-E-like. The transcript has 6 exons. Lineage: Eukaryota; Metazoa; Arthropoda; Insecta; Hymenoptera; Apidae. The coding region runs from base 382 to 1080 and encodes 232 amino acids. Gene Ontology annotation, cellular component: extracellular region. The record is from RefSeq and is a predicted model, not a curated record. Gene Ontology annotation, molecular function: chitin binding.